Molecule: messenger RNA, 5109 nt
Organism: Linum trigynum
Lineage: Eukaryota; Viridiplantae; Streptophyta; Magnoliopsida; Malpighiales; Linaceae
Source: the annotation of a GenBank genome assembly
CCCGAACACAAAGAUACGUUCGUUUUAAGUUUCCACCUAAGUUAGAAUUUAUUAAAAGGGAAAAUUAUGGACCAAACCGCAGGGUGGGGCAGCGAUUUUGAGCCAAACCGCCCCGUAACCAUGCAGUUUACAUUGAAAACCAUGCCUCCACCAGUCGAUUUUCGAGAAAUAGUGGUCUUUAUGGAAAAUUUCGGAAAUGAGUAGUAUUUUUAAAGGGUAAAUUGCAAUGAUGGUCACUGAAAGUAUUAAAAAAUUCAUGUUUGGUCACUAAAAGUAUUUUAUUUCGUUAAUGGUCACUAGAAGUGGUUAAACGUUCAUGUUCAGUUAUUCCUCCUCUACAUCCUCUCGUCUUGACCUGCAAACCCUUGACGCCGUUGACUUGGCUGAGAACAGUGAUGCAAGUGGCGUCGGAGUGUGGGGUGAAUCCCAGCACCAGCUCCGGUUGCAAGCAUGGAGAAUAUUAUAUGAUCUCCACCAACACAACCCAUCCUUCAUCUUUAUCGCAAUCUCUGUUUCCUUCAUCUCCUGUGCCUCUUCUUUCGCCCCGAGGGAGAAAGCAGAGUUGUUGGAUUGACUCAAUUUUUAGGUCAGGCGAGUCAAAAAAGAAGGUUGAGUUAUGGUUUGGGCUUCGGUUAGGAUUUUUGAACAGGCGGGUAGGGGGUUUCAUUUUAUGAUGAUGUGGCAGGUUAAAUUUGGCUGAUUAGGCACUUCUGUUAGCCACGUCAGCAAAAUAUUGACGGUGUUAACGAAGUCUGACGGAGACUAACGGAGAGUGACGAAACGUGAAAUGUUUAUCCACUUUCAGUGACCAUGAAUGAAAUAAAAUACUUUUAGUGACCAAAUAUUAACUUUUUGGCACUCUCAAUGACUAACCUUGCAAUUUACCUUUUUUCUCUUUUUAUUGGUAUUUCUGUACGAAAUCCUUAAUUGUCUAGCGAAAUAUUUCAAAAUGGGCUUUGGGCCUUGUUGGGGAAAGUCAAUGGCCCACGAAAUGGCGCGCUAUCAGUUUUCCGUUAAUCGUCCUUUCUUUCCCAGAUACCGCGCUAGCGCCUACCACAACAACAGCUGGCCGUUAAUGCCGAAGUAAUGUAAAAGAAAGGUCGCAAGUCGGAACGGAGUCCGACAAGAAAAAAAAAAAAAAAAAAAAUCGAUCACCGUUUCUAUCUUCGUCGCUUCAAAAAUCAAUGGAAUCCCCGAUUCUCAAUUCAAUUAUUCAGUCGGCAAACUCUCACUUUCCUCCCCCAAUUCUCCUCUUCCACUUCCCAUCGAUUUCCCGAGAAAGAAACAACGCCGACCUCCGCAAUCCACAUCCCAAGUCCCGCGCCACUCUCCUCCGAUUCCCAACCUUCGCUCCGAUUCGAGCAGCAUCUUCGAACUCUGCACAGCUCAAUUUCCGCGGUUGGGACGACGAUUUCCUUAAACCCACCGGCGACGACUGGGAGGCGGCGAACACGGGCGAGUCAUCAUUUCGGCUCCGCGAUUUCGUAGUAUCUAUCGGAAUCAACGAUAAGAGGUAUGCCUUCACUUUCCUGCUCGGAGCCGUCUUCGCUUUUGCGAUCUCCAGGGUCAGAGUUUCGUAUAUCGCCUUGGUUCCAGCUUCCGCUGUGGUUUUCGCAGUUGGGUUUUCUUUCGGGUUUGUACGCAGCGGUACUGGUCUCAGUUUGUUUAGUGCCAAUACAGUUAAGAGAAAGGCGAACGAAGCCUCUUCUAGGUUAUCUAGCGAUAGGGUAAAUGCCGCCGUGGCCGAGUUUCUGAACGAGUUUGGGGUUAAAGUCAGUGAACUGAAGGACAGUCUGCUUAGAGCAAUUGACAGUAGAGAGAUUAAGAUGGACGAUUUAGAACAUUAUGUUCAUGUCAUAGAAGCAAUGGAGACAUCUGCUUUGAAUACUAGACGUUCUAUUGAGGCAACUGCCGAUAGCAUCGAGAACCCUAAACCGGUAAGCAGGAAAAGAAGACAGAUUGGUGAGGUUGGCUCUGAGUUGGUACAAUCUCUUGUUUCCAGAAUGUUUCAACCCAAAAGAAAGGUGGUUAGUCGUCCAAAAACUAAUAAGGUGAAAGAGAAUGACAAUGUUGAACCAGUAGCUACUGUCAGUUUGUCAAGCGAUCCGAUUCUGGAGAUUGAAGAAGGUGGUGACAAGGAUGUUAUUGAUUCCAAGGGUAGUCCUGGUUCUGUUUCUUCUCAAGGUUUUCCCAGUAAGUUAGCUUUGGACUGGGAUGGGGACAGAAGGAUUAGAAUAGUUUCAGAUCAUAUGCAAGAACGUGUGGAUGCAGAAGCUUCUUCUGCAGGAGACCCGAGUUUCCUGGACUCUGAUGGAGCUUACAGUUCUUACAGCACGAAGACAAAUCAUGGUCAAACAUAUAGUUCUAGUAGUUACAUGGAAGAUAGCAGAAGAUCAAAUGAAGAUUUGCACUUGAUGGAUCGCCAGGAUGUUCCGUGGAGUGAAGCAGGCUCUUCUUCUCCUUCUUCUUCUUACUCUUCUUCAGCAGUUUCAGAUGAUGUGGCGUUCAACAGGUAUCUUACGGAGGCUAACAGCCUUCUGAAAGAGGCUAAGGAGUGCAUAAGAGGGAGACAGGAAGAAGAGCAUGCAGAGGUGUUGUUAUACAAAUCUGCUAAGUUACUGACCAAGUCUGUAGCUUUGAAGCCAAUGAGUUUAUUAGCCGUUGGCCAACUGGGAAAUACAUAUCUCCUUCAUGGUGAGCUAAAGCUGAAAAUCAGUCGCGAGUUAAGAGCUACACUCUCGACAUGGGGGCCAUUGUCUUUCGAGAAUCAGGGUUCGGUUAGUGUGGGCCCUAAUGAAUUGAAAAGGAAAGAUAAGCUCGUGGAAAUCCUCACUAAUGUGUGCGAAGAGUGUGAAGAACUUCUUGUGGAGGCAGGCAGAAAAUACAGAACGGCAUUAUCUAUUGAUGGGAAUGAUAUGAGAGCUCUGUAUAACUGGGGGCUUGCUCUAACAUUCCGUGCACAGUUAAUUGCAGACAUUGGACCUGAAGCUGCCUUUGAUGCUGACAAGCUGUUUCUGGCUGCAACUGAUAAAUUUGAUGCUAUGAUGUCCAAAAGCAAUGUCCAUGCACCAGAUGCCUUGUUUAGAUGGGGUUUGGUGCUGCAGCAAAGAUCUCGGCUAAGGCCAGCAAACAGUAAAGAGAAGGUGAAGCUGUUGCAACAGGCGAAAAGGCUGUAUGAAGAUGCACUGCGUAUGGACUCCGACAAUGUCCAAGUACGAGAGGCACUGUCCACUUGCAUGUCUGACCUGAACCGCAGGUUGUUUAGAUCGUUUUGAUGGCCGCCAUUUUGGCUUUCAGCUCUCAACAGAACGCCUAUACUGCAUAUUUUUUUGUGGUUGGUAUCUUUCCGGUCAGUUCUCUAUUCGUCUCUCUGCCUCUCUAGAUGUUCAAUUUCACGGCCCCCUGAUGCAGUCUGCAUGUAGAAAGAAGAGUAUGUGUGGAGUGUUGAAACGAAUAAAAGGUUGGGAUACCACAAUUAGGGUCUUAGCUUGAUACCUUAUAUGACCGAUAAGGUGUCAUUCUUUCUUGUCUCGUCGAAAUUCCAAUGGUUCUAAAAAUCCCUACUAAGGUAUCUUGCCCUAGUUGUGGAUGGGAAGCAUUUUUCAGCUGUGAGACCAACAGCUAGGGUCUUAGCUUGAUAAGGUGAUAUGGCCAAUAAGAAGGUUCAAGUUCCCUGUUUCGUCAAAAUUCCAUCUGUAGAUUUCCCUCAUUCAUGUGACUUAUGCUAUUGCUGUGGUUGUGCCACCGUUGCCCAUUUAAUCGAAGGCAGCUGCACUUUACGGACUCUAUGUAUCGUUUGGUUUUGAUGAUAGUUAAAUUGAUGCAUUGUUAUCAAUGCAUGCAUAAUAAUAUACAUAUAUGUACGAGAAUUGGUGUAUUGUAGUUUACAUCGUUUGGUUUUUAUGAUAGUUAUUGUAGUAUUUAAAUAAGUUAUAUUCCUUUUGGAUGAAAUGUUACUUCUAUCUUUUGUUUAAAAGCAAACGCAUAAUAAAGGUAGAGACAUAAUUGGAAGAAGAAAAAAACUCAACAAUCUCAACAAGAAGUCUCUCUUUGCUAUUUAGCUUGUCGAGCUGGAGCAGGUUAUAUAUAUUUUUUCUUAUGAGUGUUAUAUCCUGUUAGUCUUAACUCUAAUUUAUAAUCUUUUCUAUUUGAAACUCAUAUUAACUAUAUUCGACAAAAUAACAUCUAGUUUCAUAUAUUUUGAAAGAAAGAAAAAACCCAUGAAUUAAUCUCUUUCUGUUGUAGUAUAUCAUGCUGAUACGUAUGAACAUACUGACCACCAUUCACUCUCAUAUUGUGAGUUGAGAGCAAGCUUUGCUUGUUGACUGUAACAAGAUUAUGCAACAACUCAAGCACAAUUUGGAGCUAUCCAAAUUCAGAUGAACACCAUGUUGACGGCGAGGCACUAAGAUCUCGAAUUCCAGGUUGGUGAAUGGUGACUACGAUCUUCCUCAAACUCCAACCUUAACGUCAGCAUUCUGCCUUCAAGCACGCCUCUCAGAAGCUUGAGGUAGAUUUUCAACUAAGUUUCUCAAACUGGGUGGCUGUAAAAAAUUGACUAAUUGAGAACCAUAAGGAGUUGCAGAUAAUGCAGUUAAAAUCGCGUUUUAAAACUUAAAAACUUAUGGUUUUACGUUUCUAGAUCACCAAAACGCUUUCGUUUCCACAUAAAAACCUUUGUUUACAAAAUUGGACUAAAUUGCGUUUUAAAGUUUAAAAACUUACGCUUUUACGCUUCUAGUUCACUAAAACGCUUUAUGCUAUGACGCUUUUAAUUCACUAAAUGAGUAUUCUUUUCAUGGCAUUAAUUAUAAAAAGUAUAUUUUAAUGGUAAAUUACCAACAAUAUGAUCAUUUGAAGAUUAAAAGAUACAUACUGGGGUACUUGGAUCCAUUCUCGGUUUCAAUAGAGUAAUCUAUUUCACCAGCUAGGCUCUUCCCAAAUUUAUUAGCGUAAAGGGGGAUGUGGCUUAUUGUUAUGAUUUAUGUUUAUGAACUUAUUAUUAAGAGGUUAUAAGUUGUUCUACUAUAGGCAUGAAUUGCAGGUACUUAUUAACUUUUUUAAAAUUCUGUGCACUCAUAUUUUACAUAGUAAAUGUCGUGCUCAAUG